UCCUAGGGUGAGCAUGGAGGCCUCUCUGCCUGUGUCUGUGGUGUGGCGUGCCCAGUCGAAUUCCAUAAGGCUAAGAGGUAUACUGAAGCUGUGGCUGUGUGAGCUGUGGCUUCUGCUGAUGGGCUCAGGUUUGAACGCCGAACUUCCGCUUGAAGAGGAUGUAGACUUUAUCAAUGAAUAUGUGGAUCUCCAUAAUCAGCUCCGAGGCACCGUCUUCCCCCCAGGGGUUAACCUACGCUUCAUGACUUGGGAUGUAGCUUUAUCGCGUACUGCCAGAGCAUGGGGGAAAAAAUGUAUAUUUAGUCGUAAUACUCAUCUAGAUAAACCCCAUGAGUCCCAUCCGGUAUUUACUGAGAUUGGCGAAAAUAUGUGGGUUGGUCCUGAAAAGGACUUUACUGCAAGCAAUGCUAUCAGAAGUUGGCACGAAGAAAGGAAGAAUUACAGUUAUCUAAAUGACACUUGUAUUGACGAAGAGGACUGCUCUCAUUACAUUCAGCUUGUGUGGGACAACUCUUACAAAGUUGGCUGUGCUGUUACUCCGUGUGCAAAGAUGGGAGCUAUCACGUACGCAGCACUUUUCAUAUGCAACUAUGCACCAGGAGGAUCAUUGACAAGGAGGCCUUACCAGGCAGGGCAGUUUUGUACUCGGUGUGGUCCUGAAGAUUCAUGCACAGACCUCCUAUGCAGUAACGCAGAUCGUGAUGCAGCUACAUAUUACCAGUUCUGGUACCCACCUUGGGAAGUGCCCCGCCCAGUCGUGUGUAAUACAAUAUGCUUAUUUAUCCUCUUCCUGAGAGUGGCAUCCUUGGUGCUAUGUGUCCUCAUCGUUCUGAUAAUACAGUCCCGGUUUCCAGUUAUUUUAUUGGAAACUCCGAUGCCAGUUUCAGGAGAGGAGCGACUGAAAACUGAGGAUGAAAUAGUGAUGGAGGAGGAGGAAGAGGUGCAGGAAGAAGAUGAACUAUAGGAAGAAGAUAACCUCAGAGGAAGGAGAGAAAGAGAUGCAGGAAGACGAUAACCCAAUAGAAGCCAAACCCCAAAAGGAAACAAAACAAAACAAAACAAAACAAAACAAAAAAAAACAUUGAAUGCUGAACUUUAAAAACAAAAUAUAUAAACCUCAAUUAUAGUAUUUUUUCAUUCCUUUUCUAUAUUAUUUAACAAAUUUAAAUUUGAAAACCAAAACAGUAUGAAUGCAAGGCUUGCAUUGUACAGGAAAUAUUCAGCUUUUAAAGACCCAGAGAACACAUAAUAGCAGCAGCAACAACAGCAGGUAUCUGAUAAAAACAAGAAAUAAUUCAUAUUUCUGUCUCUGUGUAGGGUUUUUAUAUGAGCUUAAACGUGUCUGAAGUAUUAAGUUAAAUGAAAUUGCCCAUAUAAGAUGCUAAGGACCAUUCUGAGUUUAGGUAUUUGAUAAAUAUUAGCUCAUUUUUUACUAUUACUAUUAUAGUUAUCGGGAGUGGUUGUAAUUUCCAUGUGGUAUCAAAACAUCAAAUGUUUUUAAUAUUUUAUAUUUUAUGUGUACUUGGAAAAUAGUUUACUCAAUACUAAUACCUCAUGUCAUAAGAUAAAUGGAUAAUUUCUACUCCAUGGCCAAUGAUAUUCAUCAGACUUUUUGUAAUACUUGUCAAAUAGGUCCAAGAAAUAAAAAAAAAAAAAAAAAAAACUCAUUGUAUAUAAGCAAUAUAGGUGCUUCUACAUUUAUAUAAUAAAGUAGAUUUUAAAUUAUUACUUAUAGUUACUCAGUAUGUUUAGUAGAAGUUGUGGGAAAAAUAAGUUGACAUAUGAAUAUUAAUAUUGAUCAAUUUGUUGAAUAAAACGUUAGCCUGGC
Molecule: messenger RNA, 1828 nt
Organism: Arvicanthis niloticus (Nile rat)
Lineage: Eukaryota; Metazoa; Chordata; Mammalia; Rodentia; Muridae
Source: RefSeq, a predicted model, not a curated record